CAGCAAUACGUUUUGGAAGAAUGCCAAGGUCUGAGAAAGCCAAGUUGAAAGCAGAAAUUCUAACCGGUGAAAAUUAUGUCGAAGAUUCAGAAAUGGCAGAUCUUAAAUCACUCGCCAAAAGAAUUCAUGAUGCUUACCUGAAAAACUUCAAUAUGAACAAGGUUAAAGCCAGAAUCAUCCUCGCAGGGAAAACUAAUAACAAUCCACCAUUUGUUAUACACGAUAUGGAUACCUUAUGUAUGGCAGAGAAGACCCUGGUGGCAAAAUUGGUAGCCAAUGGCAUUCAGAACAAGGAAGCAGAAGUUCGGAUCUUCCACUGCUGCCAGUGUACGUCUGUAGAGACUGUCACAGAACUUACUGAAUUUGCCAAAUCUAUCCCUGGCUUCUCCAGUCUUGACUUGAAUGAUCAAGUGACACUGUUAAAAUAUGGAGUUUAUGAAGCCAUAUUUGCCAUGUUAGCAUCUGUGAUGAACAAGGACGGGAUGCUGGUAGCUUAUGGAAAUGGUUUUAUAACCCGGGAGUUCCUGAAAAGCCUGAGAAAGCCAUUCUGUGAUAUCAUGGAGCCCAAAUUUGAUUUUGCAAUGAAAUUUAACGCACUAGAAUUGGAUGAUAGUGAUAUAUCCCUUUUUGUUGCUGCCAUCAUUUGCUGUGGAGAUCGUCCUGGUCUUGUCAAUGUAGGAUACAUUGAAAAAAUGCAGGAGAGCAUUGUGCAUGUACUGAAACUUCACUUGCAAACCAACCAUCCCGACGACACCUUCCUCUUCCCAAAACUUCUCCAAAAAAUGGCUGACCUCCGACAGCUUGUCACAGAGCACGCUCAACUUGUUCAGAUAAUUAAGAAGACUGAAUCUGAUGCACAUUUACACCCUUUACUACAGGAAAUCUACAGGGAUAUGUAUUAAGGACUUUGAGUAUUAUUUUUUUUUGCCACAAUAUUUAAAGAUGAGCAAUACUAGUAACGGAUGGGAGCAAAACUACUUGCACAGUUCUCUGCUGUUCACUCAGCCAGGAGCAUGAAAAAAUCUAAAAGCUGGGUAACUGGAGGGUUACACUUCUUUUGGUUUGGGAUCUUUUGUCUUCUUUUGAAAGAGUUCUGCGAAAACAUCCUGAUCAUAGUGUUCACAACGUGUCUUACAAUGGGUUCUUUUCUUUGGGAAUUUGCAGAUUGGUAAGGAAUACGAAUUUGUAUAAUAAAUCAGAAUGUUAUGUAACAGAAA
Messenger RNA from Calidris pugnax (ruff), 1217 nucleotides. RefSeq names its product peroxisome proliferator-activated receptor alpha. NCBI's taxonomy places the organism in Eukaryota, Metazoa, Chordata, Aves, Charadriiformes, Scolopacidae. Gene Ontology annotation, cellular component: nucleus. The record is from RefSeq and is a predicted model, not a curated record. The transcript is spliced from 3 exons. Gene Ontology annotation, molecular function: RNA polymerase II cis-regulatory region sequence-specific DNA binding; nuclear receptor activity. Gene Ontology annotation, biological process: cell differentiation; positive regulation of transcription by RNA polymerase II; hormone-mediated signaling pathway. Bases 21 to 902 code for a protein of 293 amino acids.